Trypanosoma cruzi is the source of this 1368-nucleotide messenger RNA. RefSeq lists its product as uncharacterized. Lineage: Eukaryota; Euglenozoa; Kinetoplastea; Trypanosomatida; Trypanosomatidae. Gene Ontology annotation, molecular function: protein binding. The coding region runs from base 1 to 1368 and encodes 455 amino acids. The record is from RefSeq and is a predicted model, not a curated record. The transcript has a single exon.
AUGACACGCAACAUUUUUUCACGUAGUUAUAUCUAUCGUAGCUACCAGAGGGGUGGUUGGUGUCCUGGGUCGAAGCAUCAAAAGCAUAUGACUAUGAAUCCGACAUUGUAUUUGUACCGAUUUCCCGGUCCACGAGGGCCAGGGCCAUAUACUAUGAAAUAUUGGUGGACUCUAGGAUGUUUUCCUACUGGCAGAGAAACACCAUUCCGUUUACAGGAAUUCUUGUUAGCAUAUCAGCAAGAGCACGUACCGAUUGAAGUAGAGGAGUGGCUUUGUUGUUUUGUAAAAGACCCAUUGGAAGAACUUUGUGACGCUUCCAAAGAUUUGUUUGAUGCGGUUGAAGCGUUUCCAGAAAUGGAACCCACGCGUGGUUAUAGAGCAGUUAAACCAAGCGUCACGCCUUUACUUGCGACAAUAAAGAAAUUUGAGAGGCAACUUGGUUUUAAAAUUUCCCCUACUGGACUUCGUGCUGUGGUGUCUAAUACCUUGCUAAAGGAAAGAUUUUUGGAUGAUUUGUUUGAAUACCGGAAAUUGAUUGAGAGAGAAGGAAGUACACCACACCGCCGUUUGGCUAGAGAAAGUCUGGAGAAAUUGCUGCCUGGGAGAGAGGACGAAGAAUCUUGUGUGACUGCACAAAAGGUCGAUAUGGUUGGUAAGGAGUUAGGUAAGUUUGUAGGAGCUGUGGCUUCUCCCCCAGAUACCACUGCGGCCGACGAAAAGAAAUUAAUUUGCUUGUUAACAACUAUUUCUGAGGGCUGUGUCGAUCUUGGCCAUUACGAUGAUGCAAGUUCAAUGUUGGCGGAUGCACUGCUUUUUUGUCAUGAUUCAGAUACAAAGGCUGCUGCACAUGCAAAUUUAGCUAUUAGCUCUCUCUUGAAUGGGAAAUUUAGACAGGCCGAAUACAAUGGAAGGGAGGCAGCACUUUUGCAACCCGAAGCGAAAUCGGUUUCCGGUGCAGGGGCCAAGGGUCACGCAGUGUGGGCUGCUGCUGUAGCAUACCAAGAUGAUAUUGACAAGGCUGAAAGAAUUAUAAAUGAUGCACUUUCUUUGUAUUCAAGUAAUGAAGCAAUUAAAGAGAUGGCGAAACAGAUCCAAAAAAUGCGUGUUGCACAAUCAUCUUUUUCUUCUAAUGGGGAAGUUCCAGAAACUUUGAGAGGAAGCAGGUAUUAUUUGCCGUCACAGCAGUCACAAGCUCUUGCUAGGGGGAGUGGAAAAGGGUUUGAUAAUGAAUUUGAUUGGGCAUUGUUUAAGAAUAAACUCUAUCCAAACAAAAUGGACCCAACUACCAACGAAAUGGGUUCUGUUUUUCGUCGUGUGGGUGAUAUGGGGUUGUUUAUUUCAAGCUCAAGAUCCAUGGAGCCACUGUAA